ACAAUUGAGGUUAUUUUUCUGAACCGACGCCGCCUUUGUUUUUACAAUAAGAUAGUCGAUAAAAACCAAAAAAAUGAAGCUAGUUCGGUUUCUUAUGAAAUUAAGUCACGAGACAGUGACAAUUGAGCUAAAAAACGGUAGUGUUGUGCACGGAACAAUAACUGGAGUGGACGUAGCUAUGAAUACACAUUUGAAGGCUGUUAAAGUUACAUUAAAAAAUCGUGAAGAGCUGCAGCUGGAGACCUUAAGCAUACGUGGAAAUAACAUUCGGUAUUUCCUCUUGCCUGACAGUCUCCCACUUGAGACGUUACUGAUCGACGAUGCGCCAAAAGGACGUGGCAAACGUGAAGGCUUCCCAAGAGGUGGAGGAGCUAGAGGUGGAAGAGGCCGCGGCCGCGGAGGCAGAGGCGGCCCGAGAGGCGGACGCGGAGGCAGAGGCCGUGGACGGCGAUAAAAUCGUGAAAUACCUGUGUAUUUUAGCUCUUAAGCCCUAUUCUGAAAUAAGUUUUUUCAUUACAAGCUAAGUUCAAGUUGGUUGGUUUUAUUUUGGGUUAAGCAUCAUAUUUCUUUGAUUAUAUACAGGGAGGAAGUGUCUCUCGAUGCGAGAAUGCAAGCUUACAAAAUUUUAUAUACACUAUCAAAACUUGUUCAUAGACUUCAAAUCAUAAAAACAAAAUUUAUGAAGGUACAGUCAACAGCACAUUAAGCUAGACACUAUUUUGAAU
Hyposmocoma kahamanoa is the source of this 725-nucleotide messenger RNA. It is a transcript of the gene SmD1, whose product is annotated as small nuclear ribonucleoprotein Sm D1. The record is from RefSeq and is a predicted model, not a curated record. Bases 74 to 454 code for a protein of 126 amino acids. Lineage: Eukaryota; Metazoa; Arthropoda; Insecta; Lepidoptera; Cosmopterigidae. The transcript has a single exon. Gene Ontology annotation, molecular function: RNA binding. Gene Ontology annotation, biological process: RNA processing; spliceosomal snRNP assembly. Gene Ontology annotation, cellular component: U12-type spliceosomal complex; U4 snRNP; pICln-Sm protein complex.